Messenger RNA from Stylophora pistillata, 1156 nucleotides. Its product is annotated as histone H2A pseudogene. The record is from RefSeq and is a predicted model, not a curated record. NCBI's taxonomy places the organism in Eukaryota, Metazoa, Cnidaria, Anthozoa, Scleractinia, Pocilloporidae.
CGAACUAUAAAUAUCAUAGUUAGUUCAAGUCACCUAUAUUCAUCCUUAUUGAAAGCUAUCCAAGCAAUUUACAUCAACAUGUCUGGUCGCGGUAAAGGUAAAGCUAAGGGCACCAAGUCCAAAAGCCGCUCAUCCAGAGCAGGGCUUCAAUUCCCAGUUGGUCGAAUCCACCGUCUUCUCCGCAAAGGCAAUUACGCUCAGCGAGUUGGCGCUGGUGCUCCAGUGUACUUGGCUGCCGUGCUUGAAUAUUUGAGCGCUGAGAUCCUCGAGUUGGCUGGUAACGCUGCUCGCGACAACAAGAAGACAAGAAUCAUUCCUCGUCAUCUUCAGCUUGCUGUCCGUAAUGACGAGGAGUUGAACAAACUGCUCGCCGGUGUCACCAUCGCACAGGGAGGUGUUCUUCCCAACAUCCAGGCUGUACUUCUGCCCAAGAAGACUGAGAAGAAGCCCAAAGCUUAAGUCAACUUUAAAACGAACAAAAACGGCUCCUUUAGGAGCCACCAAAUAUUACUAAAGUCUUGACCAACUAGAUAUGAUAAGGUAAAAAACUACCAAAUGAUUAUUAUACAAUAGCACCUCGUAACGUAACCCUUCCUCCCCAAUUUCCAAGAUUGUAUUAUAAAGUGAAAAAUCUAAAGGAUUGUAAUCCACUUCAAGGACCAAGUGCACUUCAAAAAGUUUUCGCGCGACAAAAAUAUAGAUAUAACGCCUUGAGAUAUUUUAUUCCACGCAAAUGUGUGCAACUUGCGCCAAAAGCGUUCAAUAAAUCUUUGUUUACGAAUUUGCUGGCGGUUUUAAGAAAUUGCGCUCAAAUCCAGUUUCAAGAUGAGCUGGUAUGAUAUUGAUUUUACUCUCUCAAUGAUUGUUGCUAUGACCCACUAAACAAAAAAUCAGAUAGGAAAGGUAGCUUUUUAACGGGCGGUACUGGGGAAUGUAAUUAAACAAUGUGUAGCUUUUCGCAAAAAUAAAAUGGUUGUAUUUAAUAUUUAAAUGCAGUAUAAAAGCUAGAGAGCGAAAAAGAAAGCGAGCCAUGUCACUGUAAUAAUUCUUGGGCUAUUUCUUCAAUCUUUCUCUGCGCACGAUAUGCCGCUCUCAUUUUACCGUGACCCGCGCGAUAUUUUUUUUAUCAGUGUAAGCAAAGAAUACGCGAAGUACA